Phaethon lepturus (White-tailed tropicbird) is the source of this 475-nucleotide messenger RNA. Its product is annotated as discoidin, CUB and LCCL domain-containing protein 2-like. The annotation marks the transcript as partial. The transcript has 4 exons. The record is from RefSeq and is a predicted model, not a curated record. NCBI's taxonomy places the organism in Eukaryota, Metazoa, Chordata, Aves, Phaethontiformes, Phaethontidae.
GCAUCGUCACGAAGGGCUCCUCCGAGCAGUACGACUACUACGUGACGUCCUACCGCGUCUCCUCCAGCCGCGACGGGAAGAACUGGAGACCAUACAGAGGCAGCGGGGGCCAGGAGGACAAGGUCUUUGAAGGAAACGCUGACAGCCAUGGGGAGGUCUCCAACGCCUUCAUCCCCCCCAUCGUCGCCCGCUACAUCCGUGUCACGCCCCAAAGCUGGCACCAGCGCAUGGCCUUGAAGGUGGCCCUGGUGGGCUGCCAGCCGGCACGGGCCCGUGUGCCCCGGCCCUAUGUGCCCAGCAUCCCCAGGGAGGUCCCCGUCCCCACCAGCCGCCCAGCCAGCCGCACACCCAUCCCCGGCAUCGCCCUGGACCCAGAGAAGGCAGGCUCUGCGCUGCUGGUGAUGCUGCUCAUCGGCGGCUCCGUGCUCCUCUGCUCCAGCCUCCUGCUGCUGGCUUUCCUCUGCCGCAGGAAGAG